CCUCCAGCCCCAUCUGCCAGAGUUCCAGAUGGGAGAGCUCCUUCCACUGCUGAGGGGACCCCCUGCAGGGCCGCGGAAUGAACCGGGCGAGACUGGGCCACCUGGCUGUAUUUCCUAGCCCUGCCUCCAGCAGCUGGCAUGACCUUGGGUGGUCGCCCCUCCCUGUGGUCAAGCCGGCUCUGCUGAGCAAAGAAGGUCUCUGGCGGAGGCAGGUGAUGUUGGCUCGGGGCCCGCGGCUGUUGCUGGAAGGGAAGCCCCCGAGGGCAGAGGGCGGCAGGCCCGGGACGUUCCCAGCGGAGACAAGACGCCGGGAGCCAGGCGAGAGGAGGCGCUCCCAGCUCCUGCAGGAGGCGGGGCUGCCCCUUCCCUCUCCCCCUCCCCUUCCCCCUCCCGGAGGCCCCGGAGGAGCGGGAGUCCAGCGCCUUGGGUGGGGGCGGGGGGAGCGAGGCCUUCCAGGUCGGACUGAGCGGGGGCGGGAGGAGAGUGUGAGGCCCCAGCGGCUGGGCCCUCAGGGUCUGAAUUGGGCAGCAAGUGUGGUGGGGAGAAGGGCUCCCCGGUUUGGAGCUGGCGGAGAUGGGGGCUGUGUCGGCGGGUGGCCCUGGAACCCUCCGAUCUUGGCCCCGCAGCAUCUGUCCCCCAGGGAGGUCAGCAUGCGUUUGCCCUUCCCCGCGUGUGCGUCGUGGGUCCGCUCCCCCUCUGGCUCCCCGAACCCCCACUGUCCCGAGGUCCCCUCGGGAGACAGAGCCCGCGGCGGGGCGGGCGCGUACCAGCUCCUGGCCCCGUAAACACCCGCGGGCGGGACGGCUGGGGCUGGAGGCGGGGGCAGGAAGCUAGCGGCAGCCCGGGCCAGCCGGCGCGGCCCCGUGACGUCGCUCCGCUCGCAGGGAUCUCUCCCCGGGGCCCGCGGGUCCCCUCCUCCCCGCCUCCUCCCGCCCUCCUCCCCGCGCCUCGCCUCCGCGCAGCGGCCGGCAUUUCUCCUCGCAGCUCGCUGCCUCCUCUGUCCCUGCCUCCCUCUCCCCCCCUCUGUCUUUCUCCCUUCCUUCCCUCUCCGACCCUCUUCCUCUCCCUCCUGAUCCUUUCCCUCCUCCUAUUUCUCCAUUGUCUCCCCGUUCUACAUCGUCCCCCCAC
This is a messenger RNA of Callithrix jacchus (white-tufted-ear marmoset), 1128 nucleotides long. RefSeq lists its product as uncharacterized. Lineage: Eukaryota; Metazoa; Chordata; Mammalia; Primates; Cebidae. The record is from RefSeq and is a predicted model, not a curated record.